UUUUUGUUGCCUUCUCUCUCGUCAAUUGUGCAGCAGUUGGAGUCGUAGUGGUGGUCGCAACUUCAUUGCCAAUGCUGCUGCCUGUGGGAGCCCUUUCCAUUUAUUUGUUUUUUUAAAUUGAAUUUUAAAGAAAAAUAAAUUUCUUUCUUUCGUAUCAAAAUUUUAUUUAAAACCCACCUAAAUUUUUACCGCUCAUUCACGUCUUUAGAAGAGUAGAGUUUUGACGUUUGUUUUUUUCCCAUGUAGACCUUUUUCUUUUCGCUACCUUCCCUGUCUCUUCUCUCUUUCUUGCUGUUACAUAUGGACCCGGGUCUCGGGUCAUUUUUCCUCGGGUUCGCCAUCAAGUUUGCUGCUUUUUUUUUUUUUAAACCUAACUAUAAAAUCAAAAAAUAUUUUAUUUGUUGUCCUGUAUUUUCAUUUUUCUCUUUCUAACUCUCCUUUUUUCUCUAUACCCUUCUAGUUAGAAAAUCAGUAACUCAGAACUCUCCAAAUUCCAGCGCUGUUAUUUACCACCGUCAGCCACCACGCUUACCGUCGGUCGCCGCCCAAUCUUUUUCUCUUAUCACUAGCCCUUGUUUUGGACAUCCACUUUACAGUUUUGGUCUCCAUUUCUCCAAAAAAAAGAAAAAAAAAAACUAGAUAUUUCUAAAUUUACAACUUAAGCCCGAAACUUAAAGGCCGGCCGUCGUCUACCGUUGGAUCAUCCCUAAAUUUCAGUAUGUUUUUCUUCUACGAUUAAACUUUGUUUUCAUCGUAGGUAUCUUUUUAAAAAAUAAAAUCCUCAAGCCGAAUAUGCGAAUCUUUUCUUUUUUGGUGUUUGUUUUUUCUUGUUUUGAUUUUGUUGGUGAGUGUGGUAUAUUCUUAAGGGGAGUGUCUUUGUAGUUGUGCAAGGGUCGAUGUAAGAAGUAAAUGAUGAUUGCUUUGUUGUUAUAGACACAAAUAUGGAACAAGGUUUGGUUAUGGAAGUGGAGAUCAGAUCCAUGACUUAGGAUGGUUGUUUUAACCUGUUAGUUUAGAGUAAAAAACAAGUUAGACAUCUACAUAUUUUCCAUGCAUUUUUUUACUAACCAAACAGAGAUUAGUUGUAGUUUCUCUGCUUUUAACAUCUCUUGGUAGUUGGAUCUAAAAGCUUCAUUUUUCAUAUUUUCAUGCUUUUUCUGGAAUCAAAGUUGGCAGAUCUGAAAGCUUAAAGGGAGUCAGUCUGUUUACGCUUCUCACUUAAAAAAACUGGUGUUUUUCUUGGGUCUCUUUGUUUGUUUCCAAAGAUGAUGCCCCGUCCUCCACCUGAAGAUUUCGCCCUCAAAGAGACCAAUCCCCACCUUGGUGGUGGAAAGGUCAGUGGUGACAAGCUUACUAGUACUUAUGACUUGGUAGAGCAGAUGCAAUACUUGUAUGUACGGGUUGUAAAGGCGAAGGAUUUGCCAGGGAAAGAUGUUACAGGUAGUUGCGAUCCUUAUGUUGAGGUUAAGCUUGGAAACUACUUGGGUAAAACUCGCUUUUUUGAGAAAAAGUCGAAUCCUGAGUGGAAUCAGGUGUUUGCAUUUUCGAAAGAUAGGCUUCAGGCUUCAUUGCUUGAGGUUACAGUUAAAGACAAGGAUUUUGUGAAGGAUGACUUCAUUGGGAAGGUUUUCUUUGAUCUCAAUGAGAUUCCCAAAAGGGUUCCACCAGAUAGUCCACUGGCACCGCAGUGGUAUAGGUUGGAGGAUAGGCAGGGAAAUAAGGUUAAGGGGGAGUUGAUGUUGGCUGUUUGGAUGGGAACUCAAGCUGAUGAAGCAUUUCCUGAAGCGUGGCAUUCUGAUGCUGCUUUUGUUAGCGGAGCUGAUGGUCUGGCCAAUAUUCGAUCUAAAGUGUAUCUCUCUCCAAAGCUUUGGUAUUUGAGGGUCAAUGUGAUUGAGGCUCAGGAUUUGCAGCCAGGUGACAAGGGUCGGUAUCCUGAAGUUUUUGUGAAGGCUAUUUUGGGAAAUCAGGCUUUAAGGACUAGGAUUUCUCAGGCCAGGGGUAUUAAUCCAAUGUGGAAUGAGGAUCUAAUGUUCGUGGCAGCAGAACCUUUUGAGGAGCCUCUAAUUUUGAGUGUAGAAGACAGGGUUGCUCCUAAUAAGGAUGAAGUUUUGGGUAAGUGUGCAAUUCCUUUACAAUAUGUAGACAGGAGGCUUGAUCAUAAACCUGUGAAUAGUAGGUGGUUUAAUCUUGAGAAGCAUGUUAUUAUAGAAGGAGAGAAGAAGAAAGAGACCAAGUUUGCUAGCAGAAUUCAUAUGAGGAUUUGUUUGGAAGGUGGCUAUCAUGUUCUGGAUGAGUCUACCCAUUACAGUAGUGAUCUUAGGCCAACUGCAAAACAGUUGUGGAAGUCUAGCAUCGGGGUUCUGGAAUUGGGGAUUCUUAAUGCACAUGGCCUAAUGCCAAUGAAGAAUAAAGACGGAAGAGGGACGACUGAUGCUUAUUGUGUUGCAAAAUAUGGUCAAAAAUGGGUACGAACAAGGACAAUCAUCGAUAGCUUUGCACCCAAGUGGAAUGAACAGUAUACAUGGGAGGUUUUCGAUCCUUGUACUGUCAUAACUAUUGGGGUGUUUGAUAAUUGCCAUUUACAUGGAGGAGAUAAGGCUGCAGGAGCAAAGGAUACUAAGAUCGGGAAGGUGAGAAUUCGACUCUCCACUCUUGAAACUGAUCGGGUUUAUACUCACUCAUAUCCACUUCUGGUGCUACAUCCAAACGGGGUAAAAAAGAUGGGUGAAAUUCACUUGGCUGUGAGGUUCUCAUGCUCUUCCUUGCUUAAUAUGAUGCAUAUGUACUCACAUCCUCUCUUGCCAAAAAUGCAUUACCUUCAUCCAUUGACUGUUAGCCAGCUCGAUAGCUUGAGGCACCAGGCCACACAGAUUGUGUCAAUGAGGCUAGGACGAGCAGAGCCACCAUUGAGAAAAGAGGUGGUGGAGUAUAUGCUAGAUGUUGGUUCUCACAUGUGGAGCAUGAGGAGAAGCAAAGCCAACUUUUUCAGAAUUAUGAAUGUUUUGGGUGGGUUAAUUGCUGUUGGAAAAUGGUUUGAUCAGAUAUGUAAUUGGAAAAGCCCAAUUACAACAGUAUUGAUUCACAUCUUGUUUAUCAUACUGGUCCUCUAUCCAGAGCUUAUUUUGCCUACAAUUUUCCUCUACCUGUUCUUGAUUGGGGUUUGGUAUUAUAGAUGGCGACCAAGACAUCCUCCUCACAUGGACACACGCCUUUCUCAUGCAGAUUCGGCACAUCCUGAUGAACUGGAUGAAGAGUUUGACACAUUUCCUACUUCCCGCCCAUCAGAUAUUGUCAGGAUGAGAUAUGAUCGACUGAGAAGUAUUGCUGGGAGAAUUCAGACAGUGGUUGGUGAUUUAGCCACACAGGGUGAGAGGCUGCAAUCUCUUUUAAGCUGGAGAGACCCAAGAGCCACCGCUUUAUUUGUAAUUUUCUGUCUGGUUGCUGCUAUAGUUUUGUAUGUCACACCUUUCCAGGUUGUGGCUCUUCUAGCAGGAUUUUACAUUUUGAGGCAUCCAAGGUUCCGCCAUAAGCUUCCUUCAGUGCCUCUCAAUUUCUUCAGGAGGUUGCCUGCAAGAACUGAUUCCAUGCUAUGAACAAGAAUGAUAUCAUGUGCAGUUUCCCGGAGGUGGUAUGGAGUUGGGAUUUUCCCCAUGUUGAUUCAGAAAAGAAGAUUGAGAAACAAAAGGAGCUUGUUUCUCCUCUAAUGUUCAGCAACAGGUGUUGUGUUCUGGAAUGAUGUGUAACCUUCCCCUGAAGGUAGUAGAUUUUGUGGAUUUGUGUUCAUUUAUGUUAUCUAUAUGAUUUCUGUUUUAAAACUGAGUUUAUCGUGAUUAAUCAAUGUUCAUUGUAAUUUUUUAGGUUGUGAUUGGAAUCUAGGCAAUGCUAAAA
Messenger RNA from Gossypium arboreum, 3888 nucleotides. RefSeq names its product FT-interacting protein 3. The transcript has 2 exons. Bases 1266 to 3593 code for a protein of 775 amino acids. Lineage: Eukaryota; Viridiplantae; Streptophyta; Magnoliopsida; Malvales; Malvaceae. The record is from RefSeq and is a predicted model, not a curated record.